Molecule: messenger RNA, 733 nt
Organism: Lepus europaeus (European hare)
Lineage: Eukaryota; Metazoa; Chordata; Mammalia; Lagomorpha; Leporidae
Product: mitochondrial import receptor subunit TOM20 homolog
Exons: 1
Coding region: 91-528 (145 amino acids)
Biological process (GO): tRNA import into mitochondrion; protein import into mitochondrial matrix; protein targeting
Cellular component (GO): mitochondrial outer membrane translocase complex; mitochondrial outer membrane
Molecular function (GO): transmembrane protein transporter activity
Source: RefSeq, a predicted model, not a curated record
CUGGAGCGGCGCCGUCCGCUCUGAGGGUUCGCGGCCAACCGCUGCUUCGGAGGCCUCGCCGCUGCCAUCACAUUCCGCAGCCGAGAGACCAUGGUGGGCCGGAACAGCGCCAUCGCCGCCGGCGUAUGCGGGGCCCUUUUCAUCGGGUAUUGCAUUUACUUCGACCGCAAGAGACGGAGUGACCCCAACUUCAAGAACAGGCUGCGAGAACGAAGAAAGAAACAAAAGCUUGCCAAAGAGAGAGCUGGGCUUUCUAAGUUACCUGACCUUAAAGAUGCAGAAGCUGUUCAGAAGUUCUUCCUUGAAGAAAUACAGCUUGGAGAAGAGUUACUAGCUCAAGGUGAAUAUGAGAAGGGUGUGGACCAUCUGACAAAUGCAAUUGCUGUAUGUGGGCAGCCACAGCAGUUGCUACAAGUAUUACAGCAAACUCUUCCACCGCCAGUGUUCCAGACGCUGCUCACUAAACUCCCAACAAUUAGUCAGAGAAUUGUAAGUGCUCAGAGCUUGGCUGAAGAUGAUGUGGAAUGAAGAAUUUCAACAUAAUAAAAUCUCACUUCAAAAUAUUUUUAAAAUUCUUAACUUGGAAACUGAGCAGCUCUGGGGGAAAAAGGGCAAAUAAGCUUGUUGUGGACUGUCCUACACUGAAAUCUACCAAAGUUCAUGUUUGCUUUGCGUAGAUUCAUUUGUCUGUUUUAUUUAUUUUCCCAGUGAAAAGUGUAUUUUGUAGAGAGCU